This is a messenger RNA of Eleginops maclovinus (Patagonian blennie), 3207 nucleotides long. RefSeq names its product BEN domain-containing protein 4. The transcript is spliced from 6 exons. Lineage: Eukaryota; Metazoa; Chordata; Actinopteri; Perciformes; Eleginopidae. The record is from RefSeq and is a predicted model, not a curated record. Bases 25 to 1668 code for a protein of 547 amino acids. Gene Ontology annotation, molecular function: DNA binding.
CAUACGCUGUGACACCUGGCCGGGAUGGAGGGAGAGAUGCAGCCCGCAGAUGAAGGGCCCUGCGCCCCGAAGAUGUGCCGCCAGCAGCAAGGUCCGCACAACAGCCUGAAACCUUUCCAGAGUAAGCGCUCGGCGGGCAAGUCGCGGUUUGACAGGUCCGCUGUGGUGGAGGUGCCUCUGUUUGGCGACGGGCAUCACUUCACUUUCCACCCCGAGCAGCUUCACCAUUUCCAGCCGCACCAUCACAACCAGCAGCACCACCAGCGUCUGCAGCAGCCCCACCAAACCAGUGUGGCAAUCAGCAGCAGCCAGCAGCAUCACCAGACGCCUCGGCAGCAGCAGGAUCGUUUCCCAUGUGAGAACAGGCCCAACAGCAGGGUCCCGACAUCCACCUCGGCAGCGGCGGCAGCCUCUCCUGGUACCCAGCAGCGGCGCACUGGUGGCGGCAGAUCAGAGCCCAGACUCUCCCCAGACUGCACCUACGGUAUCAGCUCAGAGAAUCGUCUCAUCCUGGAUGCCUUCGCCCAUCAGUGUAGCCGAGUCCUCAGCCUCCUCAACAACGGUCGUCUCCUGGAGCCUUCCUCCUCCUCCUCCACCUUCACCUCCAACAUCAAGCUGGAAGAUGGGGCAGGGGAGGUGCAGGGGCUUCACUGCUCCUCCCUGGGGAAGACCAAACCUGAAGAGAGCUCCUCCACCACCGACCCAGAAGAGGAGGCCCACCAAAGCCAUUUGAACCAACAACAGACCUCUGCCGUUCUCCGUAUCUUCACAGACUCCCUACAGAACUACCUGCUCUCAGGGCCGCAGCAGAAGCAGGAACAUCUGGCUGCAGGGCUGGAUGAGGAUCAGUGUCCAUCAGCGGGGCACGGCCCGGGGGUGUCUCCUCCAAGACACAGCCUUGGAGGCUGGGGCUCGCCGACUCAGUCAGAGUCGUACGGCCACCCGUCGUCCACGCUACCCGAGGAGGAUGAGGAGGAGGAGAACUGCUGCCCGCGCUGCCUGGAGCUGGAGCAGGAAGUGCUGUCUCUGCAGCAGGAGAACGAAGAGCUCCGCAACAAGCUGGAUAAUAUUCCAGUUCCCUGUCAAAACGCUCUCGACUACUUCAAGACUGUUCUUGAGUUUCACAACCAGCUGGUCCCACCGAUGACAGAGGAGCAGCUCACAGAGGAAGAAGAACGACAAACAGUCUUUGAGGGCAGUAAGCAGCUGCUGGAGAACUACCCUCUCUACAUCUCCAAUAAACAGUGGGACGAAGCUGUCAACUCCUCCAAGAAAGAUGGCAGGCGGCUGCUGCGCUACCUGAUUCGCUUCGUCUUCACCACCGACGAGCUCAAGUUCUCCUGCGGUUUGGGCAAGAGGAAACGAUCAGUCCACUCAGGAGAUCCAGGCCUGGAGAGACGACCGCUCAACCCCGUCAAAGUCAGCUGCCUCAGAGAGUUCAUCCGGAUGCACUGUGCCUCAAACCCAGACUGGUGGAUGCCAUCAGAGGAGCAGAUCAACAAAGUUUUCAGCGACGCCGUGGGUCACGCGCGUCAGGGCCGAGCAGUCGGGACGUUCCUGGGCAGCAGCGGCAGCAGCACCAGCAGCCUCUACAUGGACGGCUUCGAUGGACAUCUGUCACAGGACGAACUGUAUCUGAAAGGCUGCCACAACGGCCAAUCGGACUGAAAUCAAAGUGGUGAUUUAAGGACAAAUGCCGGAAAUGUAGCUGAACAACGACAUAUCCAAAAACACCGACUUUACACAGUGAAGAAAACAUUCCAGAAGAAGUUUAUCAAGCAGAUUAUAACCACAGUAUCUCUGAAGCCGUUUGAAUAGUUUGUAGCUCUUUUUUGCCAUUUUUAUAUACUAUACUAUUUUGUUUAGCCAAAUCUUACUUCUGAAGUCUUUUCGACUUUUUAAAUUUGAGUCUUCCAUUUGCUACUUUUUCUAUGGUUUCAUGUUUUGAGCAGUUGUUAUAUGUAUCUUUUUUUCACAUGCAUACCUUAAGGUCAUCAGGAAAAGAUUUGUGUUACGUAACCCAAGUUAGAGACGUAUUAUAUCCAGCACUAACUCUGCACCCUUUUUCGCCUACAUCACAGAAAGGAGCAUUUCAUAUUUUCCUCCAAUCAACAGGAGUGCCUCUGAGAAACUCAUGUUCUGUACCCUUGAUUUGUCUAGUUUUAAUAAGUCCUUUCAAAGUCUUUCCUAUGUGUUAAAUGUAGCUUUCCUUGGGUUGAAAGAAGUUCUGGUCGAGGUGGAUCUGUUCAGAACUUCCUGCAUCAGAUUUCAGGAUAUGCAACAAAAGAAAAUGUGAGGAUUCUUAGUAAUUAACAGUUGAGUAAGUGCAUCAUUCCUUAAAUCGGCAAAGGUUACAAGAGGCCUUUUAAAUUAAUUGUAAAAGCUGUAUAUGACAGUAAAAAUGCAGAUUUCCAAAACAAGCAAAAAGUGGGAAAACACAAUAAGACUGUUUCCUUGAUGCCAUUUUUUUGCACUUUCUUUGCUCUGUCAUCAAUUUUUUUAUUGAUUUUUUAUGAAAAAGUCUUAAAAAUAUAACUUUUAUUUAAUUUUACAUUCAGUUUUCACCAUCGAAAAACAUGUUAGGUUUGGAUGAAUAAAUGUUGCCAUUUAACAAUGCCUUAAACUCGAUUCAAGACCUCCGAUAUAUAACAUAUUUAUGCUUCAUGUGUUCACGUAAUCACAAUGUGGGUUGUAACUGUCUUCUUCUUCAUGACAGAAAAUAUCCACUUCUUCAUCUGUUGAUAAAAAAAAGCACUUAUUCCUUAUUUGCACUUUUACUUGUCUUGUGGCAAAAGUCUGAGUGGUAUUUGAACAGAGUAUAACGAUUUCUAUCCUUUGUCUUCCUUUGUAUUUAUUUCAUUUGGUACUAAUCACUCCAUGACACAGUUUUCUACGUUUUGAAUGUACCACAUUUAUUAGGUCACUUUGCCACGUCGACAGUGCUGUGUAAAUGUGUAAUAUAAAGUACAGUAUUGUGUGAGAUGUCUCUCUUAAAAAGCCAAGUAGAAAAGUGCCACAGAAACCUUAACCAGUCGGAUUCUGUCGUUGUGUUGCUGUUCUGAAUGUGAGCGUUUGUUUGUAUUUACUCCCUCAAAGUGGCUGUUAUCAACACUGUGAAACAUCUGUAGGAUUUUUAAAAAUCUAAUAGCUUCUGUUGUUUUUUAUUUAUAAUAAAUAAAAUAUGCACUGAAGCUGAAAAAUUGCUUU